Molecule: messenger RNA, 2316 nt
Organism: Haliotis rufescens (red abalone)
Lineage: Eukaryota; Metazoa; Mollusca; Gastropoda; Lepetellida; Haliotidae
Product: ankyrin repeat and KH domain-containing protein mask-like
Exons: 4
Coding region: 1-2316 (771 amino acids)
Molecular function (GO): protein binding
Source: RefSeq, a predicted model, not a curated record
AUGGCCCUGAUGCUGGGAGAUGAAUACAGGACGCAGGGGUAUGAGCUGGUACUGGUUGAUGAUCUUUCACAAGUAAACUUGUCUGACUGGCAAGACCGUGAUGUAUGUGUGAUAGUUGAUGACAUAUUUCAGAAGGCUCGAUCACAUAUGGAUGUGCCUCGUCUUACACACAUUCUGUAUGACCUCCAUCUGUACCUCGCAAAGUGCAAGGACAGGUCUGAGAGACGAUAUGAGAGUAUGCAGCAGGAGUCGGGAGAGGAAGAAAGAAGAGACAAUCAGCAGCUGAACCUCAGUCAGCUUGAGACUGAAUCUGACAACCCAGACCUGGAUGCCCACAUCAAGACAGCUCUGUCCUUUGUGAAGACGUCAACCAGACAAGAUGUAGCUGAGGCUAUCAGAGUAUCAUCUGGAAAGAAGAACACGUUCGACCUUCUUUUGUCAAGAAAUGCGGACAUCAACCUGACUGAUGAUGGCAACAACAGCCUGCUUCAUGUGGCUUGCCAGUCGGACGAUACAUCUAUUUUAGAGUAUCUACUUACACGGCUUGACAUCAACAGGCUGGGAAAACAUGGCUGGACACCAGUUAUGAAGGCAGCUGUGAAUGGAAGGAAGGACGUAUUUGACCUGCUUGUGAAAGAGAAAGCAAAUCUUGAACUGAUUGACGACAGUAGUAACAAUCUCCUCCAUCUUGCAUGUCACGGCGGAAAUGCCUCCAUUGUGAAAUACUUACUCCCACAGUUUAACAUCAACAGUCGUGGAGGCAAUGGCUGGACGCCAGUGAUGUAUGCUGCUGUCAAUGGAGACAGUGAUGUGUUCCGCCUGCUUGUGUCAAAGGAUGCUGAUCUCUCCCUGGAAGAUGACUACAACAACUCGGCAUUUCAUUUGGGAUGUAUCGGAGGAAACAGAACCAUAGUGAAAGAUCUACUGCUAAAAGCUGAUAAGAACAGUCAGGGAAACCUUGGGAGAACAGGAAUCAUGAAGUCUGCUUGGGCAGGCAAUGCUGAUGUUUUCAAACUCCUUGUGUCAAAGAAAGUUGAUCUCAAAACAGUUGAUGAUAACAAUGAUACUAUACUUCACCUUGCCAGUCAGGGAGGAAACUGCUCCAUUGUUGAAUAUUUGAUAGAGAAACAGUUUGACAUAAAUUGUCGUGGAAAAAACGAUUUGACAACAGUGAUGUAUGCAGCAUUGUCUGGAAAGAAAGAUGCAUUUGAACUACUUUCUUCAAAACAAGAUGCAAUGUCCGCAUACAAUGUAUAUCGUGACACAAUACUUCACUUGGCAUGUGAAGGCGGGACUAUAUCCAUUGUACAAUCACUUCUUUUGAUAAUAGAUGUAAACAUUCGGGGAAAGAAUGACCGGACUCCAGUCAUGGCUGCAGCUGUGGCAGGGAAGAAGGAUGUGUUUGACUUUCUGAUUUCAAAGAAAGCUGAUCUCACACCGACUGAUGACAACAAAAACAACAUUCUUCAUCUUGCAUGCCGGGGUGGAAAUACAUUCAUCAUAGGGCAUCUCAUACCACUGUUUGACAUGAACAGUCCUGGAGAAGAUGGAUUGACACCAUUAAUGAUGGGAGCUCUCAGUGGGAAGAAGGAAGCUUAUGAUCUGAUUGCAAGAAAAGGGGGUAAUCAAUCAUUAACUGCCUCUGAAAAUGAUAUUGUUCUUCAUGCAGCCUGUCUUGGGGGUAAUCUAGCCACUGUAAAGGAGGACAAUAUGGGCCUCACACCUGUCAUGACGGGUGUACUGCACAGAAAAGCUGCCGUUGUCAAAUACCUGACAAACAGAGGCACGGAUCUGACUUUAGUUGACAACACGGGAGACGAUGCUCUUACUCUCGCCCUGAAACACGGUAACAGACAAAUCAUAAAACAACUCCACAGAAAACAAGUCCAGCAAGUGGCACCGUGGAGUGAGCUAAUGAAGUCCCUGGUCAGGGGGGAAGUAGUUUUCCUGAAGACCUACAGUCGAGGGAGUGCUGACCUGGUUCAGACAGAUCAGGAUGGAGACAGUUUACUACAUCUUGCCUGUCGAGGAGGCAACAGAUGGUGUGUGGAGUAUCUGCUCCCAUCCUAUGACGUCAAUGUCCGUGGUCGCUAUGGCUGGACACCGGUGAUGAUGGCGGCUGCGUGUGGACAUGAUGAAGUGAUCCAUCUACUGGUGUCUCACGAUGCAGAUCUCACUCUGGUCUCUGACACUGGAGAAACUAUUCUCAGCCUUGCUCAGCGGGGAGAGUGCAGUGUUGCAAUCACAAUUCUAAAACGGAAUGCCUUGCCAUCCCAUUCACUGAGAGUAGAAGUGUGGGAAGGAACCCCCGUUUAA